Aspergillus aculeatus ATCC 16872 is the source of this 1333-nucleotide messenger RNA. RefSeq lists its product as uncharacterized. Gene Ontology annotation, molecular function: FAD binding. NCBI's taxonomy places the organism in Eukaryota, Fungi, Ascomycota, Eurotiomycetes, Eurotiales, Aspergillaceae. The transcript is spliced from 4 exons. The record is from RefSeq and is a predicted model, not a curated record. Bases 1 to 1203 code for a protein of 400 amino acids. Gene Ontology annotation, biological process: secondary metabolite biosynthetic process.
AUGUCUUCUACAAUCCGGAUCGUCGUCUCUGACGGUGGCCUAGCGGGAGCACCGCUUCUUCAUGCCCUUCUUCCCCAUAAACACCUGGAUGUGCGCAUCUUCGAAUCAGCCUCGGCCUUCAGAGAGGCCGGCAUGGCCGUCGGAAUCACUCGAAAUGCCCUCGCAGCCUCGAGCUCAUUAGCCUAUCAGCAGUGCAAUGCCUCGAAGCAGUGGGAGCUGUUCUCAUGCAAGGAGUCUGAUUUAUGCUGGCUGAAGCAUUGUCCACCAGGCAGCGUUCCUACGGGAAUUGCUAUCCGGCUCCCCCCGGAACGCAUGCAUGCUUCUAAGAAGCUCGAACGCUUCGACCUUAACGGCGAUGGCUCUCUCACGCUGCACUUCGCCGAUGGCACAAGUCACGAGUGCGAUAUCCUGAUCGGCGCGGACGGUCUUCGCAGCACGGUUCGUAGGCUGAUCCUCCGCGAGGACGAACCUGCAGCUUUUCCCCGGAAUACCAGUGCGUGGUGCGUCAUGACAUUGCAGCCGUCUGCUCGCGCUCAGGCCAGAAUCUGCACGGGGCCGGGUAGCAUUGAGAACGACGCUCGCGAGUACAUGUGGAUUGGUGAUCGGGCUUACUUACUGCACAAUGUCUUGCACGGGGGUGAGCUGAUGCAGGUCGUUAUUUCCUCGUACAGAAAUGAUGCAGAAUCGUCGGACCGCUGGCAUCGGACCGUGAGUGCCGAUGAGAUCAAGGAGCUCUACCACAAAUGGCCGCCGCAUUUGUCCAGGGCACUAUUUUGUGAGCAGCCUAAACAGCCAGCCAUGUACAUCUGGGAACAUCCACCCACAACGACCUACGUGGCUGGUCCUGUCUGGAUUGUGGGCGACGCUGCCCAUGCCACAACGCCCUGGCAAGGCUCAGGUGCUGGCAUCUCGAUCGAGGACAGCCUGAUCCUUUCCACGUUGCUCGGCCGCGCAAGCACCACCGCAGAGGCGCGGACUGCGUGGCAGGCGUACGAUCAGGUCCGCCGCCUGCGCACGCAGCGUAUCGUCGAGUCGAGUCGGGCUACCGGCCUAAUUCUUUGCGGGUCGAGAGAGGAAACCAGGCUGGGCUUGCGGAGUCUGAGAUCGAGCUUGUUGCCGAGAUGGGAUUUCAUCGUAGAUUGCAAUAACAAGAAGGACCGUAAUGAGGCAGUCGAGCUGAUGGAGCGGGCAUUGAAGCCCUAAGACUAGAACCUGGUUACAAGGCAGACUCGGAUGAUACUUCCUACGCGGCCACAUUGAGCCUAAUUGCUUGCCAAUCCUAACUUGAGAUCAUAACAGUAUCGUGUCAUAUAAGAAUCAAUCGAUAUUUACC